GCUGUGGAGGCGCCCCGGCGAUGGUGCGCGGAGGGGGGGCUCGAGCUGCCACUGCCGCCGCCCCUCCUUCCCUACGCCCGCCCCGCUUGCCAGGCCGCUGGGCGGCAACGGAGCUCGGCGGCAGCAGCAGCAGCCGCCGCCUCCGGAGCGCCGGAGUGGCCCUUUUGCUCCUCUCCAAGCCCGUUUGCUGACAGGUGGAAUGGAGCAGCCAUGAAUGGUGAUACCGUUUGCCAAGAACCUCCCUCCCAGCUUCCAGACUGGAAGGAAUUCUGUGAGCUCCAUGCCCAGGCCGCUGCUGUGGACUUUGCCCAGAAGUUCUGCCAGUUCCUGAAGGAAAACCCCCACUACGACACCCCAGGGGCCGAUACCUCUUUCUCCCACCAUUUUGCUGCUAACUUCCUGGACAUCUUCAGUUUAGAGGUCAACAGGGUUUUUGUAUCAGAUUCUCCCACCAAAUACAACAUUGUGCCAUUCGUGGGGCUUCAGAACUGCCACAUGCCGUACGGCCGGGACAUCUUGCCGAGGAAAGAUCAGACCUCUACAGAAUCUCUGGACAGCAUGGAAAACCCGGUCCCCUCCAGCAGGUAUCUAACCCAGUCCCAACAGGUCCAGAUACGAAAAGUCUCCUCCUAUGGCCAGUCCCGGAGCUCGGAGGACGUUUCUGUCCAUACUACCUCUAAGCAGAAGUUCAAGAAAGGUUUCUCCUUGAGGAACAUGAGUUUGUGUGUUGUGGAUGGAAUGAAGGAGAUGUGGCACAGGAGGUAUUCUCCAGAGCCAGGCACGGAAGCUACCCAGAGCAGGAGAUCCGACAGGGAACAUUGUCCCCCUGGGAAUAAGGAACACAGCGAUUCCAGGGAAAAAUGGACUCACAAGCUGCGGCUUACUAAAGGCCAGUCUUCCAAGGUGGAUCUGGUGGACAUUCAAAGAGAGGGAACCCUCCGCUACAUGGUCGCUGAUGAUACGAACUGUGUGGGCGCCUCUCAGUGGCAGAAAUGUCGCCUGUUGCUGAGGAAAGCCGUGAAGAUGGAGGGGGAACGGUUCCUCCUGGAGUUUUACGUUCCUCCUAAGGCUUCCAAAGCUAAGGUCAGCAUCCCGCUCUCGGCCAUUAUCGAGGUACGAACGACCAUGCCUUUGGAGAUGCCGGACAAAGACAACACUUUCGUGCUGAAGGUAGAAAAUGGUGCGGAGUACAUCCUGGAAACAAUUGACUCAUUACAGAAGCAUUCGUGGGUGGCGGAUAUACAGGACUGUAUAGAUCCCGGGGACAGUGGUGACGACAUUGAACUUGCCUCUUGUACCCAGGGUGCCUGCCUACCUAGCAGGGUCUCGUCUUGCAGCUGUGAAUUUUUGGCUGAUGACGUGCCCCGAUUUCAGGAGACAUGUGCCGGGUCCGCAGCUCCAGAUGCCCUGCCCAAUGCUGCCACCGUUGUCACAGCACCACACAGUCGGAUCAGAGACUCCUUGGGUGAACACCGAGCCCACGUGCCAUUGGAGAAUUUUCUGCAGUCCUUGGAGUCAGCUCCUGGCAGUCACGCAGCAGGGGAGGAAAGUGAGACGGAAGCAGAGAUCAACCUGUCGGACUUUCCUUGGUUCCAUGGAACUCUAUCACGUGUCAAAGCUGCCCAAUUGGUGCUGUUCGGCGGGGCCAGAAGUCACGGGCUGUUUGUCAUUCGGCAGAGCGAAACGCGACCAGGCGAAUAUGUGCUGACGUUUAACUUCCAGGGGAAAGCAAAGCAUCUGCGACUGUCCUUGAACGAGAACGGCCAGUGCCACGUCCAACACCUCUGGUUCCAGACCAUCUUCGACAUGCUGAGGCAUUUCCACAUGCACCCCAUCCCCCUGGAGUCAGGAGGCUCUGCUGACAUCACGCUCCACAGCUAUGUGGUAGCCUCGACUUCCUUGCCUGAGACCAGCCCUUCUCCAGUUGUUGCUUCCCAGCAGCCCAGUUGCCGAAACGACCUCCAGUCUCAACACUACUUUUCCAGCUUCGUCCCAGGCACUUUCCAGCCAGCCUCCCCUUCCGAGGGCACGACUUCGUCCUCUUCCUCCUCCGCCAGCCAUUCGCUCUACCAUCGAGUGGAAGGGACCCUCAGCGUCCGCAGCCGCAGUAACAGCACGGAGCGCCUGUUCGAUUCCUCCGCUGUCGCCGCGGAGGACUACCACGAAAGCGAGGGCUCGCGCAACAGAACCAGAGCAGUGGAGAACCAAUAUUCAUUUUACUGAUGGCGCCGACGGAGUCGUUUCCGGGGUCCUGCUUUUUCUUUCUUUUUGGGACGGUUGCUUGCGAGCGAGGAGAGCCGACUUUUUGCUUCCUUGAGACUCUUCGCUUCCUGGUGGCUCUCUGCAUAUCUCAGCAGAUCUUCAGCCUCUGAACGUGCGCGCUGUCGUCUCUAAAGGCCGCCUGGUGCUCUUGUCAUUUCCUUCAAGUGCUUUCAAGAUGGCCUUUGUUAACCCCAGACUCGGAGUGAAGAAAACGAUCGAAGUGAUACAACAGCCCAAUUUGAGUGUUGUGGGUUUUCCGGGUUGGAUGGCCGUGUUCCGGUAGCAUUUUCUCCCGACGUUUCGCCUGCAUC
Molecule: messenger RNA, 2573 nt
Organism: Sphaerodactylus townsendi
Lineage: Eukaryota; Metazoa; Chordata; Lepidosauria; Squamata; Sphaerodactylidae
Gene: SH2B2
Product: SH2B adaptor protein 2
Exons: 9
Coding region: 211-2223 (670 amino acids)
Biological process (GO): antigen receptor-mediated signaling pathway; intracellular signal transduction
Cellular component (GO): plasma membrane
Molecular function (GO): transmembrane receptor protein tyrosine kinase adaptor activity
Source: RefSeq, a predicted model, not a curated record